GUGACACAAAUAGUGAGCCUGGGUUUUGUGGGUUACCUGUGCUCUAGCUAUUUCCUGCGUGCUUUACGGAAAAACACAGCACAGUUAGGGCUUCUUUAUUUGUUAAUCAUGAAAGCAUAUUUGUGCCUCAAUCCACAGCAAUACAUGGAGAAGAUAGAACGGAAAAGUGGGGAAGCAAAAAGAUCAGAAGAAAAAAGGUGGAGAACAUACCGUAAAAUUCCAAAAAUAAGCCCUGGGGCUUAUAUUUUUCAAAGGCCCUUUUUGAGGGGCUUAUUUUUGGAGGGGCUUAUCUUCGGAGGGGCUUAUCUACGGAGGGAAAUUUGCGUUUCAAAAUCGAUUGGGCUAGCCUUAUAGUUGGAAGUAAAUUUACCGUUUUUGUUUUGUUUUACUUUGUAUUUGAGGGCAAUUUUCCAAGUACAAGCCCCCGGGGGCCUUAUAUUUGGAGGGGCGAUUUAACGGAGGGUUUUUUGCGUUACUGGUUUGGGGGGCUUAUAUUUGGAGGGGCUUAUUUUCGGAAUUUUACGGUAUCUGCAACUCCUCAAACUGAAAGUCUACAGUUCGUACCUGAUGGCCGACCAAACCUCUGCAAAGGA
Molecule: messenger RNA, 593 nt
Organism: Porites evermanni
Lineage: Eukaryota; Metazoa; Cnidaria; Anthozoa; Scleractinia; Poritidae
Source: the annotation of a GenBank genome assembly